AUGAAAUUAAAUCAGCAAUAUGGAAGUUAUUACAUUGAUAUCUUCAAAAAAUACGAUAAUAAUACACAACAAGUACACAAUAAUAAAGCUUCCCAUUUACAAGAUGAACUUAAUAAAAGAUUUGGAGGAUCAACUCAAGUUGCUGGUCAGACACAAGACAUAAUUGCUCCAUUCGUUCCCUCAUUCAAUAUGGUUACAAUUAUACUUAACCAGAUGUUAUUAAUCUAUGAAAAUGCAAAAUAUAGCGAUAAAAAAUGUGCUGCUUUAUUAGGUUGUGUCAAAAUUGCACAAGAGGCUGUUAGAUCCUUGCAAUGUGAAUUACAGGCAAAUGAAGAAAAUUUAGAAAUUAUGACUAUCAAUAUGAUUGGUUUAAAUUUAUUUUUGCUUUGGAGAAUAUUAAGAACCAUUUAUGAUGUUGAACAAAGAGAUAUAGAAGCAAAAAAUGUAGCUAAAGAUUUUGAGAUUUUGGAAAAG
Messenger RNA from Dentiscutata erythropus, 474 nucleotides. The record is from the annotation of a GenBank genome assembly. NCBI's taxonomy places the organism in Eukaryota, Fungi, Glomeromycota, Glomeromycetes, Diversisporales, Gigasporaceae.